GCUUUUCUGGAGCUUUUGAUCGUAUCAUACAGUCUCAUUUGUCAUGGAGCAUUUGAAAACCUUUUGUCCAUGCUGGCACAAGGUGAAGAAGUAACUUAGGGCAGAUGACACAUCUGACCCAGCUGUCACUACAAACCUUUGACAGUCUGAAGUCUCUUUAACUGGCACAGCAGAACCAGCUCCAGUCCUUUGGCAUCUGGAUAUAUGAUUAAGUUAAAGCUGUAGAAACCUGCAGUCCCUGUCUCAUAUCCACCUGUUUCCACAAUUCAGGUAUCAUGAAUGGAUGAAGCAUCCUGAACUGCAGCAUCUGAGCGCCUCAGAGACAAUGACCCUGAAACAGGGGUACGACAUGCAGGGGAGCUGGAGGGAAGAUGAUGACAAGUGCACAUUCAUCAUCUUGGAUAAGCAGCGAUGGGCAGAUCCCAGUAUAGAAGAGGAGCAGUGCAUGGUGGGAGAUGUCAACAUGUUCCUGACAGAGCCAACAGACCUCUCCUUGGCUGAGCUGGAGAUCAUGAUAGCAGAGCCCAGUUACAGAGGCAUGUACACUGGGAAGGAGGUGACACGCACGAUGAUGCGCUACAGUGAGCACCUGAUCCCAUCUUUCAGAAGGUUUUGAGCAGGAAGACACAAACUUAAAGUCACUGUGUAGAAGUUGAAAAUUUCCACACCUCUUGAUUUACUGCCCAUUUUUCUGCAAUGCAUUCUUGUGCUGUGUUCAUCAUUAGUUGGAGAAUCAACCUGUGAUGGAGCAGGAAAAAUACUAAAUGCAAAAGUGCCAUGGGAAUGCAGACAGCAGCAGAUGAGAUUGAUGCAGGUGUAUGGUUUGUUGUAAAACGACUUGCAGAAUAAACAGCUUUUAAAAAGUAUAUUUUGCGUUUGUCAGCGUUUACUUGGCCCUUGCAUGGGGAUAUGUAC
This is a messenger RNA of Monopterus albus (swamp eel), 915 nucleotides long. Its product is annotated as N-acetyltransferase 9-like. The coding region runs from base 284 to 616 and encodes 110 amino acids. Gene Ontology annotation, molecular function: N-acetyltransferase activity. The record is from RefSeq and is a predicted model, not a curated record. NCBI's taxonomy places the organism in Eukaryota, Metazoa, Chordata, Actinopteri, Synbranchiformes, Synbranchidae. The transcript has 3 exons.